AUGGGCUGGACGGGGUUUCUGGGGCUGUUCCUGCUGGGCUGCUCUCCCCUGGCCGCCGUGGGCUCCGUCUGCAUCUUCCCCAAGUCGUUUCUACUGCUGCUGGCGCUGGGCAGUGCCUUCUUCUGGCUGCUCACACUAUUCCUCAUAUCGGCGCUGUUCAGAGCCUGGGCCCCGCUGCCAGCAUCCCCCGGGCCCUAUGCUGCCCUAGUGCUGGUGGCGGUGCUGGUCCAGGAGCUGGCCAGGGUGGGCAUCUGGCGCUUCCACAGGCAAGCGGCAGGCAGUGUGCUGAGCGUGCGCGUGCUGCAGCGCAUCGCAGCCGAGCAGGGCGACGCGCCGCUGUCCGCCGCCGACCGCGCCUCGCUGGCGCUGACGCACGGCCUCAGCCACGCCGCCGUGCACUCCGCCUUCUUCUUCUUGGCCUGGCUGCCGCUCAGCCUGGGGGACGGCACCAUCUACAGCCCGCACUGCCCCCACAUGUCGUACUUUCUGGUGGGCGCGCUGAGCACGCUGGGCCUGGCCGCCCUGCUGGCGGGCGGCAUGGUGCUGUUCUUCGACGGGCUGGAGCGGCGGGAGGUGGGGCGCGCGGCGGCGGUGCCCAUGGCGCACGCCGCGGCCGCCCUCCUCACGCUGCUGAAUCUGGCAGACGGCGGCUGCAUGGUCAGCAUGCCGCUGCUGCUGGCGGGCGGCGGCGGCGUGGCGGCGUACGCGGCGCGGGUGUGGUGGCAGCGCACCACCUCGCCCUCGGUGCCGCCACGGCUGCUGGCGGCGCGGCGGGCGGCGGCGGCGGGGGUGGCAUUGAGCGGCGACGCGGGGGGCAGCAUUUUGGCGGGCGAACGAGAGAGGGAGCGAUAG
Chlorella variabilis is the source of this 852-nucleotide messenger RNA. RefSeq lists its product as hypothetical. The record is from RefSeq and is a predicted model, not a curated record. Gene Ontology annotation, biological process: positive regulation of catalytic activity; protein processing. Gene Ontology annotation, molecular function: protein-macromolecule adaptor activity. The transcript is spliced from 4 exons. Gene Ontology annotation, cellular component: gamma-secretase complex; endoplasmic reticulum; membrane. NCBI's taxonomy places the organism in Eukaryota, Viridiplantae, Chlorophyta, Trebouxiophyceae, Chlorellales, Chlorellaceae. Bases 1 to 852 code for a protein of 283 amino acids.